Molecule: messenger RNA, 1941 nt
Organism: Emys orbicularis (European pond turtle)
Lineage: Eukaryota; Metazoa; Chordata; Testudines; Emydidae
Gene: ATOSB
Product: atos homolog B
Exons: 7
Coding region: 1-1941 (646 amino acids)
Source: RefSeq, a predicted model, not a curated record
AUGCGGCACAUCCAUGCUGAGGCGUCCCUCCCCCAGGAGCAUGGCACGGACUCGGGCCUGUCCCGGCCAGGCGGCCAGGCGGCCUUGGAGCCCGCCCCAGAGCGCUGCCCCCGCCGCAGCAUCGUGAUGGGCUACAACAAGACAGAGAUCAAGCGCCAGAAGGUUUACCAGGUCUCCAUCUUCUCCCACCUCUCCAGCUCCUCCGAGCCGGCAGACCAGAGAGCCGGGGGUGGGCGACAGGCCAUCAAGAGAGGGUACCCAGAGCAGUGGGCUCCGGAGGCUGGGCGGGAUCCCAAGCGAGCCCACUGGGGGGUUACGGGGGCUGAGGCCAGGCAGGACGGGGUCCCUGGGGAGCUGCCCCCUGGCCAGGACUCCCCAGAUGAUGACGCCUUGGAGGACGGGCUACUGGUGGAGGAGCUGUCCCUUUGCGGCUCGGCCCAGCACUUCUCCCACAGCGGCCUACGAGUGGUGGAGCACCGAUGUGAAGGCAGCCCUGGCCGGGCAGGGGCCCGGGAGGGCAGCCCCAGGGCCUGCAGAGAGGACAGAUUGCGGGAGGCUGCCUCCUCCUGGCCACAGCACACAGCUUGCAGCACUUUGCACAUGAGAGACAGUCGCCCUGCCCAGCUUGGGGAUGGCCCCCUGGGGAGUCCCAGAGCCUGUGGCUCGGUGGGGGGCAGGGAGUUCCCCUGGCUGGCGGGAGCCAGGGAGCAGCCUGCGGAGGGGAACGGGGCCCAGAGGGAGGAAAGGGCUAGCAGCCAAAAUCUACUUGACAUUGAUUUGCACAAUAUUGCACAAAAAUCCUGGGCAGCCUCGGGUGGGAGGGGGGAGGAGCAGCCAGGGGGCAGCCCCGCCCACAGCAACGGGGCUGGUAGAGAAGGGGAGCCGCUGACUGGGCACAAGGAGCCCAGCACCCCACUGGUGGCCCCGGACCCCGAGAGCAAUGGCCUGGGCUCCUUGGAGAAAACGCCCUGUGUGGGCAGCAGGCUCCCCGGGGCCGGCGGGGGCAGCUGCGCGGCUAAGAGGAAGCUGCUGCCCUCGGGCGAAGGCGUGGCGGACUCGUGUUCAGAAGACGAGAGCGUGGUGCCGGCGAGGAAGAAGAGGGUCCCGCUGUGCCACCCCAUCCUGACUGCCUGCCGCAGCACCGAUGCCAAGGGCGCCCCCUUCUGGAACCACCUGCUUCCAGGAGCCAAGAGCUCAGCAGGUGGCACUGCGGUGGGGCGAAGGCUAAAGAGUGGGCUGCGCCUGAAAUCGAGACAUCUCCGCAGCAGCCUCCGGAAGGGGCCUGUGGGCACCCGGCCCUCUGCAGCUUCCUGGGCCACCACCUCCAUCAGCCAUGCUCUGCUGGGGAACUUUGAGGAGUCCAUCCUGAAGGGGCGCUUCGCCCCGUCGGGCAGGAUUGAAGGGUUCACCGCGGAGAUCGGGGCCAGCGGCUCCUACUGCCCCCAACACGCCACCUUACCCGUCGACGUGACCUAUUUCGACAUCUCGGAACACAGCGCGCCCUCGCCUUUCCUGGGAGUGAUAGACUUGGAAGCCUUGGGAAAGAAGGGGUACAGCGUCCCCAAAGCUGGAACCAUCCAAGUGACCUUAUUUAACCCUAACAAAACUGUGGUGAAGAUGUUCCUGGUGACGUACGACUUCCAGGACAUGCCAGCCAACCACAUGACCUUUCUGCGUCACCGCAUCUUCCUGGUGCCCGUGGGGGAGGAAGGGCCCGGCGAGACACCCAGCGACCCAGCCUGCGCCAGCCCGCCCAGGAGGGUCCUCUGCUACCUGAUGCACCUGAGGUUUCACAGCUCCAAGUCGGGGAAGAUCUACCUUCACGACGACAUCCGGCUGCUCUUCUCCCGCAAGUCGAUCGAGGUCGACUCGGGGAUCCCCUACGAACUGAAAUCCUUCACGGAGAUGCCAAGGAACCCCUGCUACUCACCCCGGGCCUGA